AUGACAAAUGCAGUUGAAUGCGGACAAUUGGAAACAGUUAGAUUCCUUCAUCUCAAUAGAACAGAAGGUCUUGUUCAACGAUUACCAUAUUUUAGAGAUGGAUCAAUAGAAUAUUGUCAAACUUUGGAAUACGUAUUAUCUAAUCAAUUACUAGACAAAAGUGUAUUUAAUAGUAGUGAGGGAGGAAUCCCCACAACACCCAACACCGACAGAGAAUACGAACUUUAUCAUCUCUAUAAGCAAUAUUUAAUACCAACUAAAGAUGGUCAUGAUUAUAUUAAACGAUAUAAAGAUAGAUGUCUGUCUGUCUGUCUGUCUGUCUUUCAAUAA
Cavenderia fasciculata is the source of this 330-nucleotide messenger RNA. RefSeq lists its product as uncharacterized. The record is from RefSeq and is a predicted model, not a curated record. The transcript has 2 exons. Bases 1 to 330 code for a protein of 109 amino acids. Lineage: Eukaryota; Evosea; Eumycetozoa; Acytosteliales; Cavenderiaceae.